This is a messenger RNA of Priceomyces carsonii, 1815 nucleotides long. RefSeq names its product putative ferric-chelate reductase. NCBI's taxonomy places the organism in Eukaryota, Fungi, Ascomycota, Pichiomycetes, Serinales, Debaryomycetaceae. Gene Ontology annotation, biological process: intracellular iron ion homeostasis; copper ion import; iron ion transport. Gene Ontology annotation, molecular function: ferric-chelate reductase activity. The transcript has a single exon. Gene Ontology annotation, cellular component: plasma membrane. The record is from RefSeq and is a predicted model, not a curated record. The coding region runs from base 1 to 1815 and encodes 604 amino acids.
AUGGGCUUUUUCAAAAGGUCAGUGUCUUAUGAAGGCAUGGAUUGCCUUAAAGACAUGGAUAAGAAGGAAUACAUGGCAGCAAUGCUGCUUCUGCAGAAAGAGAUACCGUGGGCUGACCAAACAAGUUAUGGUAAAUAUACGGUUUACUUUGGUGUCGUUGUAAUAUUCCUUGCAACGGUAAAAUCUUUGUGGUAUAGAUAUAGAGACAGAGCUUAUAAACAAGGGAGAAGUCUUACAUGGUUUGGAUCAUUAUUAGAUGUAAUAAUGUCAUAUCUGAGAUACUUAGGCUAUAAGCAGGUCCCUAGAAAAAUACGUUAUUUCACCUCUUUACCUCCGUCCUUGGGUUCGAGCUUGUUUUAUUUCGCCAGCUCUUUAUAUUUGUUUUGCUAUUGCUUAGUUCCACAUUUUUGGUACAGAGACUGUGCUGGUUUUGGAUCACCGCCAUUAGCUGUUAGAUCAGGUAUUAUGGCUACUGCUUUGACUCCUUUUAUCUAUGUUUUAUCAGGAAAAUCGAAUGUAGUUACCUUGUUGACGGGCAUUAGCUAUGAGAAAUUAAACACGCAUCAUCAAUAUGUGGGAGUAUGUGCAUUUAUCUUGUCUAUCAUCCAUACUAUCCCCUUUAUAUACCAAAGUUUACAUGAAGGUGGUGCAAAGAAUUUACAUGUACAGUACUCAACUAAUGUUUAUUACAGGACAGGCAUAGCACCAUUAGUAUUAUUAGGUUGGCUAUGUAUUGCAUCAAAGGCUUGCAUCCGGAAUAUACUUUAUGAAGGCUUUCUUCAUCUUCAUUGGCUAUGUGGAAUUGCAUACUUUGGCACCUUGAUUUGGCACAUAGAUAAGAGCUUGGGUUGCGACGAUUAUAUGUGGGGUGCUUUAGCAUUUUGGGCUACCCAAAUCAUUUACAGAAUUUUGGUGAAGACGGCAUUCAGACCUAACAGUUUAUUCAUGAGACCAAGAAGGGCUCUCCUUCGAAAGAUUAAUUACAAUUCAUACGAAAUUGUCAUUGAUAAUACAAAGGGAAGCCUAAAGUGGUCCCCAGGGCAGCACUGUUUUCUAAGGUUUAUUGGAAAGAAAUUCAUAGAUAAUCAUCCAUUUUCGAUAAGCUCCAUUCCAAGUGAAGAUCAGAACGAAAUGAAAUUCAUCAUUGUGCCUAAGAAGGGCUUGACGAGAGAUUUGUUUAAUCAGCUUGAUGAAAAUAGCCAAGUGCCUAAAAAAGUUUACAUUGAUGGUCCGUACGGUGGAUGCUCUAGGGAUGUUACAGCUUUUGAAAACGUUAUUUUAAUUUGCACUGGAAGUGGUGUCUCAGCUACGUUACCCUUCCUAUCAUAUAUGGCUAAUACGUUUUCGCAAUCAAAGAAUGAAAAUAUUACCCUUCCGCUAAGAAAUAUACACUUCAUCUGGAUUAUCCGUCACCGUUCAGACUUGGAUUGGAUUGCGAGCGAGCUCAAUAGAUGCAUCGAUGUGCUAGAUGGUUUUAUUUCUGUUGAUAUCUACGUAACUCGGCCCGAAGAAAAAGAAGAGCACAACAUAGAGAAAGAGAAGGAUCCAAUGAAAGCUGACUUAGAGAUCGUAGGAAGUCCAACAGAAAAGAUCCUGCCUUUUGUUAGCAUUCAUUAUUUUAAGCCUUCAGUAAUGAAUAUUGUUUCCCGAUCUAUGCUAUUGAGGAGGAACUUCAUUGCAAGCUCUGGUAGUGACUCCAUGAGAUGUGAAGUCAGUAAGUCCGUAUCAAGGUUACAGGCUCAUAUAUUCAAUAAUGAUAUAAAUAAGGCUUUUAUUGAAGAAAUUUUUCUUCAUACGGAAACAUUUGGCUGGUAG